Camellia sinensis is the source of this 405-nucleotide messenger RNA. NCBI's taxonomy places the organism in Eukaryota, Viridiplantae, Streptophyta, Magnoliopsida, Ericales, Theaceae. The record is from RefSeq and is a predicted model, not a curated record.
AUGAGGUUUGGUGUUCGUGGUAAACUGAGUCCUAGAUUUGUUGGACCAUUUGAGGUUUUAGAUCGAAUUGGAGAGGUAGCUUACAGACUUGCUCUACCAUCUUCAUUAGCUGGAGUUCAUAAUGUUUUUCAUGUCUCAAUGUUAAGGAAGUAUAUACCGGAUCCUAGUCAUGUGAUUGAUCAUGCACCGUUGCAGUUUAAGGAGGAUUUGACAUAUGAGGAACGCCCUAUACGAAUUGUUGAUGGGAAGGAACAGGUUUUGAGGCGUCGAGUCAUCCACUAUGUUAAGGUUCAAUGGAGCAAUCACUCAGAAAGAGAAGCAACUUGGGAACUCGAGGAUAAAAUGAAACGAAAGUAUCCACAACUUUUUGAGACUUCAGGAGAAGUUUAUGAAGAAAUUAAUUGA